UGAAAUUUUCUGCUUAGUUGGUCUGAAGAUCACACGUUGCGUUGGAGUACGAGUAGCUCCAUCUUCGCCGUGAGCGUAGUUGCAGAGAGAAAAAGAGGAGGAGAGCCUGGCUUCUCUCAAAUCCUCUGAGAUUCUGUGUACUGCAACUCACUCUGCUUCUAUUCACUUGGUGCUGAAUCGAAAUUUCCUUCUCAUAGAUGGUGUCAUAUGGUGAGGAUAGUCUGAGUGAAGAAGGAAGGUUUUCUUUUAUGAAGCUCGCGCUAGAACAGGCAAAUCUUGCAUUAGGUAGCCUUGAAGUGCCAGUCGGUUGUGUAAUUGUCAAGGACCAAAUGGUCAUUUCCUCGGGAAGAAAUAGGACUAACGAGACCAGAAAUGCUACUCGACAUGCUGAGAUGGAAGCAAUUGACAAUCUCCUUGAGAAGUGGCAGGAAAAUGGAAUUACAAAGGAAGAAGUAGCACUGAAAUUUGCAAAAUGCACACUUUAUGUUACAUGUGAACCGUGUAUAAUGUGCGCCGCAGCUUUGUCAAUUAUUGGAAUAAAAGAAGUAUAUUAUGGCUGUGGGAAUGAUAAGUUUGGAGGUUGUGGAUCAAUAUUGUCGUUGCACACAAAUAGCCUGGAGAAGCUUGCCAGCGGUGGAGCUUCAGAAAGGAAGGAAUUCAAGUGCAUGGGUGGAUUAAUGGCAUCCGAAGCAAUCAAUCUUCUACGAAGCUUCUAUGAGCAAGGGAACCCCAAUGCUCCAAAGCCUCACAGGGCACUCACAUCUCGACUCAAAGUACCAAGCGAUCAGGUGCAAUGAUUUUGAAACCGAGGGGUCGCGUUGCAAUUACCCAAGAUUCCCCUGAAGGGUCUGUUUGGUUCAACGGAUGCAACGGGAUAUAACUUAUCAUCGUAUGUAACUUAUCUGGAUUCAGGUACUGUUCUUGCAAGACUUGAUGCUCAGGAAACUGAGGUUGCUAAAACACAAAUUAAUAUAAUUUUAUCAAUUUUUUAAUAAAA
Messenger RNA from Andrographis paniculata, 997 nucleotides. Its product is annotated as tRNA-specific adenosine deaminase TAD2. Gene Ontology annotation, molecular function: zinc ion binding; tRNA-specific adenosine-34 deaminase activity. The transcript is spliced from 9 exons. Gene Ontology annotation, biological process: tRNA wobble adenosine to inosine editing. Bases 198 to 797 code for a protein of 199 amino acids. The record is from RefSeq and is a predicted model, not a curated record. NCBI's taxonomy places the organism in Eukaryota, Viridiplantae, Streptophyta, Magnoliopsida, Lamiales, Acanthaceae.